This is a messenger RNA of Mya arenaria, 1575 nucleotides long. RefSeq lists its product as uncharacterized. The coding region runs from base 1 to 1575 and encodes 524 amino acids. Lineage: Eukaryota; Metazoa; Mollusca; Bivalvia; Myida; Myidae. The record is from RefSeq and is a predicted model, not a curated record. The transcript has 5 exons.
AUGACCCUGUUAAGAGAACAAAAGGUUAACAAAGACCCUGUUGUGAGACACAAGGUUAACAAUGACCCUGUUGUGAGAAACGAGGUAAACGAUGACCCUGUUAAGAGACACGAGGUUAACGAUGACCCUGUUGUGAGACACGAGGUAAACAAUGACCCUGUUAAGAGACACGAGGUUAACAAUGACCCUGUUAAGAGACACAAGGUUAACAAUGACCCUGUUGUAAGACACGAGGUAAACGAUGACCCUGUUAAGAGACACAAGGUUAACAAUGACCCUGUUGUGAGACACGAGGUAAACAAUGACCCUGUUAAGAGACACGAGGUUAACGAUGACCCUGUUGUGAGACCCAAGGUUAUCAAAGACCCUGUUGUGAGACACAAGGUUAACAAAAACCCGGUUGUGAGACACAAGAGACACAAGGUUAACAACGACCCUGUUAAGAGACACAAGGUUAACAAAGACACUGUUGUGAGACACAAUGUUAACAAAGACCCUGUUGAAAAACACAAGGUUGACAAUGACCCUGUUAAGAGACACAAGAUUAAACAUGACCCUGUUUUGAGACACAAGGGACACAAGGUUAACGACGACCCUGUUGAGAGACACAAUGUAAUCGAUGACCCUGUUGAGAGACCCAAGAGUAACGAUGAUCCUGUUGAGAGACACAAGGUAAACGAUGACCUUGUUGAAAUGCCCAAGGUUAACGACGACCAUGUUAGGCACAAGGUUAACGAUGACCAUGUUGAGAGGCACAAGAUUAACAAAGACCAUGUUAAGAGGCACAAGGUUAAUGAUGACCCUGUUGAAAGGCAUAACGUUAACAAAGACCAUGUUAAGAGGCACAAGGUUAAUGAUGACCUUGUUGAAAGGCCCAAGGUUAACGAUGACGCUGUUGAAAGGCACAAGGUUAACGACGACCAUGUUAAGAGGCAAAAGAUUAACGAUGACCCUGUUGAGAGGCACACGGUUAAUGAUGACCUUGUUGAAAGGCCCAAGGUUAGCGAUGACGCUGUUGAAAGGCACAAGGUUAACGACGACCAUGUUAAGAGGCAAAUGAUUAACGAUGACCCUGUUGAGAGGCACAUGGUUAAUGAUGACCUUGUUGAAAGGCCCAAGGUUAACGAAGACCCUGUUGAGAGGCACAUGGUUAACGCAAACCCUGUUGAAAGGCACAAGGUUAACGAUGACCUUGUUGAAAGGCCCAAGGUUAACAAGGACCCUGUUGAGAGGGACAUGGUUAACGCAGACCCUGUUGAGAGGCACAAGCACAAGGUUAACGAUGACCCUGUUGAGAGGCACAUGGUUAACGCAAAUCCUGUUGAGAGACACAAGGUCAUUGAUGACCUUGUUGAAAGGCCCAAGGUAAACGAGGAACCUGUUGAGAGGCACAUGGUUAACGCAUACUCUUUUGAAAGGCCCAAGAUUAACGAGGACCCUGUUGAGAGGCACAUUGUCAACGAGGAUCCUGUUGAGAGGCACAUGGUUAACGCAUACCCUUUUGAAAGGCACAAGGUUAACGAGGAUCCUGUGGAGAGACACAAGAUUAACGAAGACCCUGUUGAGAGGCACUAG